GAUGACUAGAUGAGUUGUGAGAUUUCAUAGCCAGGGGAAGAAAUCCUUUAUUACAAUGCCGCAUUACUUUGUUUGACGUGAUUCACUUUAUAUCACAUUAGUGUUUCUCUGUCUCCGUUGUGGAGAUUUCCAAUGGAAUCGGCCAUGGAGAUGGCAUUUAAGAUACGGGCGUCUAAGUUCCGCCAUGUGUAUGGCAAGGCGUACCGCAAGGAGGCGAGUUACGAGAACAUCCGCAUCACGCGCAACGCCCACGACAGCAGCUUCUGUUGUGUUAACCCUAACUUCCUCGCUGUCGUCACGGAGAGUGGAGGAGGGGGGUCCUUUGUGGUGCUCCCCUUAGAGAAGUGUGGACGAGUGGACAUCAACACUCCACGCGUGUGCGGCCACGCUGGGGCCAUCCUCGACAUCAAGUGGAACCCAUUCAACGAUCACAUCAUAGCAUCCUGUUCAGAAGAUUCCACCGUAAAAAUAUGGCAGAUACCCGAACAGGGCCUCACAGGUAACCUCUCUGAUUGGUUGGUCGACAUGCACGGACACCACAGAAGAAUUGGUUAUUUGGAGUGGCACCCGACAGCGGAUAAUAUUCUCCUGUCAGCUGGUUUUGAUUACAAGUGUUUGAUAUGGAACAUCGAACAGGCUGAGCCAGUGAAUGUUAUCAACUGCCACAGGGAGACGAUAUUCUCCAUAUCGUGGAACCACGAAGGCAGUCUGUUCGCUACCACAUCCAAGGACAAGAAACUCAGAGUUAUUGAUCCUCGCACGGCUUCCGUCGUCGCGGAAGCUGAUACACACAACGGUUCGAAGGCAUCCAAGAAUGUAUUCAUCAGUAACCACAAAAUAUUUACAACGGGGUUUGCUCGAACCAGUGCUAGACAGUAUGCACUCUGGGAUAUUAGGAACAUGUCCGCUCCACAGCAUCAAAACGACAUCGACAGCUCCAGUGGCGUGCUCAUGCCAUACUUCGACUACGACACUAACGUCAUGUUUAUCCCAGGCAAGGGAGAUGGGAAUAUUCGUUACUAUGAAAUAGUGGAUGAAUCUCCAUAUAUACAUUAUCUCAGUGAAUAUAUGUCUUCUUCACCACAGAGAGGACUCGGUGUGAUGCCAAAGCGAGGCUGUGAUAUCAACAAGUGUGAAAUUGUUCGCUUUUAUAAACUGCAUGCAGGGAAAAACCUAGUUGAACCCAUUUCUAUGAUAGUGCCUAGAAAGUCAGAGAAAUUCCAGCCUGACAUUUUCCCACCCACAGCGUCUUCUGUCGCGUCUCUAUCAGCUGACGAGUGGAUCUCGGGACAAAACCGUGAACCGAUUGUCGUAUCCUUAGAGGACGGCUCGGUCACUAACACGCCCAAAAUAACCACUUCAAAAGCGGUACAGAAACAGGAUGGUGUUUUACAACAAGCGCCGAUGAUUACGACGUACAAGGCCAUGAACCGGACCCGUGCAUCUGGGGACUGGAGAUCUAACCGCCCAAAUACCAUCGCCUCGGAAACCGUACCAAACAACAUGGUAGAGUCCAUGUCGGAACCGGCCUCCGUGAAAAACAUCAAGCGUCUGAGCUACAACGAAGACUAUGUGACCAUCAGGGAGAACCAGGGCAGGAUUCAGAAGACGAAAUCCAUGUUUGAGGGCCACGAUUCUGAAGUGCCCCCGUCCCCUCCUCCCCCCACCGAGCCGAAGCAGUACCAGAGGAAAAUGUGGUCGCCCACCUCCCCCGUCCCCGCGAACACCACCGUCAGUCUGAAUGGCAUCAACUGCUCCGAUUCAGAGCCUGGGUUGUCUCCCUUGAGGGCCUUCUCAUCACCAUUAUCUCCCCUGAUAUCGAGUCUCGAAGAGUUUUCUUCCAUGACGUCACGUAAACAAGAGUUCUGUCCCCUGAUAUCAAGUCACCAAGAGUACUCUCCCCUGACAUCAAGUCACCAAGAGUUCUCUCCCAUGCAGCCCGAUUCUUCUGAUUUUUCUUCGUUGAUGACACCAGUCUUGUGUAGUUCGGACAAUGACGCCCUCCAGUGGCAGGAAAAUGCAGUCUAUGUUAGAAAGAAACGCCAGCGUAUGGAAAGUGCCACACCCCCCAGUAGUCAAACAAACGGUAGUUUCGCCAAAUUAGUCAUUGACGAAGUGUCUCCUCGGUCACAUGACCAUAAAAUCCAUAUACAGAAAGUUUGGCACGCACACCAGCCCGUUCACAAGGCUUCCGAGACUCGUCUCCAUGGCGACCCAGAGGUCCUAAACUGUCGCUCUCCAAAUCAGCAAGUUCAUCUGAAGAAGGCGUACUUUCAACAGCAGGAGGAGGUUCGGUCGCUGAAAGAACAAAUCAAGUUGAAAGACAAGAGAAUCAACCAGCUAGAAGACGAACUUAGACUCGUCCGCGAGGGAUCCUGCAGUCAUAGGGAAAGCAACUGCUGACAAUCACAGAGUUACGUCCCUUGCUAUGCUGGUGCAUGUGUUUAUUCCUUGGCACAGGGUCGACAUAACUGGAUCUUUGGAAAUGAUAACAAAAAAAAGUUCUGAGUGAUGAUCUGUUGUGAUGUGUGGACUCAGAAACGAGGUAAUGGCUGCAGUUGUGUCCCUUGAUCAAACAGUUAUGUCCCUUGGUGUGAAAUGAAGUCUAUAUAUAGAUCUUUAAACAAUGAUGGGAAGAAAAAGUGCCAUAUAUUUCUCCCUUUUAGGGAUAUUAUGUACUUAUUUCCCUUGUGGGGAGUUUAGUUUAUAUACUGACCUAAGAAACCUCUAGUGAAAGAAACUUAUAUACAGGUAUAUAUUAUAUACACACAAAUAGAUAUCCACAGUUACUGCCCCUCGGUUGUUAAACUGUAUGUACAGGCACAGACAUAUCCACUGUUACUGCCCCUUGGUUUAUACUAGCACAGAAAUAUCCACAGUUACUGCUGCUUGGUUGUUAAACUGUAUGUACAGACAGAAAUAUCCACAGUUACUGUCCCUUGGUUGUUAAAAUAUAUACAGGCACAGAAAUAUUCACAGUUACUGCCCCUUGGUUUUUAAACAAUACAGACACAGAAAUAUCCGCAGUUACUGCCCUUAGUUAAACAAUACAGGCAUAGAAAUAUCCACAGUUACUGCUUCUUGGUUGUUAAAAGUAUUUACAAAACACGUAGGUACGCAUACCUUUCCGAUGCAAGCUCUACAGGCAAUAUAGACUAAUCAGCAAGGGAAAGAACUCUCAAUUACAAUUGUAGAAUUAUUUCCCCUUGUGAAUCUAAAAUACAAGUGCUGCUUUUUUGUGCAAUUCCAUCUUUUGUUUGCCUUAUAUAUAGUCAAAGCUGUAGCAAGACCGACUGGCCUUAAAGGAAAUAUGGAGUAACCAUGGAGACAAAGAACUCGGAAUUACACCAAGUCUUGUAGAAUUAUGUCCCCUUGUGAGUCGUUUUUGUGUUCUGCUUUUUACUUCGCCUGAAUCACAGACAUGAAAAGAUCCUCAGGAACUAUAGGAAAUAUGGAGUAACCAGAAAGGGAAACAACUCUUGAUUACACUGUCAGAAUUGUUUCCCCUAUGUGAGUGCAUAAAGUGCUGUGUUCUGUGUUCUAUUUUUACUUUGCCGUAAACAUCUAUGAAAAGGAAAGCAGCCAGACAGGAAAGUGAAAAUUCCCACCAGUGGAAAGAGUAAGGGGACCUUGUGUGUGGCAUUGUUUAAUUAAUGUUUCUUUCAUACUGUAAUCUGACCUGUCAACCAUAUUCCAUCGCCCCUCCUCCCCCCCCCCCCCUUUUGCAAUAGACAUCAAAGCAGCCAACCAUUGGCUAGAGUUUUCUAUUGUGUUAUGUGUAGGCUAUUUUUGGUUAUGUGAUCAUGGCUUCUUCCUUUUGUGGUAUGUGCUGUUCUGUCUCUGAUAAAGUACAUAUAAGAGGUCCUAUACCAUUAAUGGGAAUCCUAUUCCGGAUGGAGGAGCCGGCCAAGGCCAACACCUGCACCCAGGACAGGCGUGCACUACAACAGCUUGUUCUGAAUGUGCACAUAAAACCCUAUGACCUGACCUGACCUGACCUGCUAAUGGGAAAAGGGUUCUUACACAUACUGAAAAUCCUGGAAUGUCCUGGAAAACUUAUUAAAUUUUAUUGUGUCUUGGAAAUGUCCUGGAAAUUUAGACCAAAAAUUCAGUGGUUUAUUUUUCCUGCAUGUGUACUUUUGUUGUUCUCAUAACCUGUCAAAUUCAGACAACAAUUUGUUAUAAAAACAUUAAUUGAUUGAACAUUUAAUAUCCUGGAAAAAAUAAAAAAUAAAGUCUUGGACAAGUCCUUAAAUGUUUUUUUCAAGUGUAAGGACCCUGUACACAUUUCAGGACUCUUUAAUUGUUGAUUAGUGACCUCCACAUACAUGUACGUCCUCCUUUAGAUCUGCCUCUUGGUAGUGUAUAUUCUUCUUCUUUUUCCUUCUGCGUUCAGUUUCUUUAUGCUCCUUGAAUUCAAAUUGUGAGUUUUACUGCCUCCAUGAACUCCACAGUCAGCAGCAGGUCAUCUCUUUUGCACCAAAGUUUUUCUUGAUUGUUCUGGGUUGUUGGUAGAUAUUUUCUCUGAUACUGUCAUAUGUUGGACAUCUUUGCAGUACAUGCUCUGAUACUGUCGUAUAUUGGACAUCUUUGCAGUACAUGCUCUGAUACUGUCGUAUAUUGGACAUGCUCUGAUACUGUCGUAUAUUGGACAUGCUCUGAUACUGUCGUAUAUUGGACAUGCUCUGAUACUGUCGUAUAUUGGACAUGCUCUGGAGCUUGGUGUUCCUUUCCUUGCCAUCCUUUCACAUUUUCAUUUAAAGAGACAUACCCUAGUUUUUAAACACUAAGGCAUAUUUUUCACUAUUAGAGACAUUUAUGAUCACUGAACUCAAACAUUACUUACAUUUUAUUGUUUAGAUUAUCCAUUUCUGUACAACCAAAGUGUUUGUGGUUAUCCUGGUAUUUCUAAUACCACAGAAUACAUUUUUCAUAUUUUUAAAAAUGCACAUGCGUCUGAGAAGUAACUGUAACUGUUAUGGAGUCGCGGUUUUAUUCUAUUUUUAAGGCUAUUUCAACAUCACAGACUCUUGUUUCACUCUGUUGUAUCCAGAUUUGUUACAGGUUUGUAAAUUAGUGUCCAUUGUUACGGGUUUAAACUAUAGAGUUUAGGUGAAAAUUAUGCCUUAGAGUUUAAAAACUAGGGUGUGUCCCUUUAAUGAUAGGCACAAAAACCAGUCUACUGACCGAGCACGUGACUUGGUCUCCUAGUUGCGCUACUAGUGAUUUUCAUUAUUAAAAUAUUUUAUGCUUUUGACCAUGACAAAUCUGUAUCAUUCCAUGGCCGUACUCUGAUCAAAAUUCGUGUGUGUGUGUGGGGUGUACUACUUUUUAUAAACAAAUGAAACACUAUACAUAUUAAACCCCGAGAUGUGUAUGCUAUUUUCUGGAGUUUAAAAAAAAAAAAAGUGAGAUUCUCAGAGGGGGAACUAGUAAAUUUGUAAGUAGAUGGCUUCUAACAUGCACAUUGAUGUUCACAAUGUUUCAUAUGCAAUUGAUUUGUAACCAAUUUCUAGUCUGUAUAACUUAAAAGCUUCUUGGAGUCCUUGCAAGCAACUGUAAAUUACCUACAGUAUAAUUCUGCCUUUAUUAAUCAUAGAUAGAAAGUCUUAAUUGAUCUAAGGACGUGAUGAUAAUGUUGAAAUAAAUAUACCUACAUGUAACUCACUACUUGGCAAUGCUGUUUAUCAUGCUCUUGUGAAUUGAUGCUGUUCUUCUAUUACUAAUGAUUCGCAAAGAACAAGGGGCCUAAUUCACACAGCUCUCUUAGGCUCUGCUAGACAACAAAGCAUCCUCUUUGCAAGUCUUUGUGCAUUGCACUGCGAUAUCACAAAGUUGCAAGAGUUUUGUGAAUUAGGUCCUAGGUCUCAAAUAUAAAAUAAAAUAAGGUCUGUUAUUAUUGUUGUUUAUUUUUUAAAUUAACAGGCUAAAAGAAAUGUGUCCUGUUAAGGAAAAACAAAGUGGGCUGUUGGAAAAAAAUAUUGCUUCGGGCUAAACAUGGGUUUGGGAAAAUAUGGGAGAAAUUACGACCUCAUAAGAUAUGUUUUAGAGCAUUAUGAUAUUAAAAUAUUUAUUACAGAAUCACAAGCUAUAUACAGGUAGCAGAUGAGAUAAUCAUACAUGUAUAUAGCUUUGUCACUUUAAAACAGUGACCUGUGAUUUUGAUGGUGGUUUUACCAGAUGAAUUUAUAUUUCACCUUUUACAGGUAGAUCUAAAAUGGACUGUUUUUGCUUUUUGAAAGCUGUAAUUUUGAGCUUGUAGGACAACAUCAAUACACACUUAAAUUGUGCAAUAUUAAAAGUAUUGCCUCUUAAUUAGGUUGUCGAGUGUUCAUAAAGUCUCUACUCUGGACAGAUAGCCGAGAUGUGUGCCCGGGAUUUACAUGCUUGAACUAAGCUAAUGUAAGCACCAAAGUCAGUUAUAUUUGGUUACACAUCCUCACAUGGAAAGCAAAUUUGUAAAACUGAUAACAGAAGCUAUUAUUAUUUAUCGUGCUAUUUUUUGUUUGUUUACAUAAUAUACAUUUAUCAGUGUUUAUUUAUCGCCUAAAAAUGUGUCUGAUUGUACAUAUAUACAUAUACAUGUAUACACUUAUAUACACACACACCCCUCCUCCCCCCCCCCCCCCCCCCCCCCAUUUGUAUAUUUUUGUAAAUUUUAUACUUUGUGUUCAGUUUAGGUGCCAAAUAAUCAGUGUGUUAUUAUGUUAGUGUACUACUUCUGAUGAUUCUGGUAGUCAAGGGCAGUUUCAGAAAUCGAAUACAUUGGUUAGACCACCUCUGUUAUGGAAAUAAAAGACUGUUCAUUUUACAAUAGCAUAUUUUAAACUAUGGCCAUUUGAUGAGACAGAGACAGAGAAAUGGACAGAGACAGAGAAAUGGACAGAGACAGAGAGAGACAGACAGACGGAGAGAGCAAUGGACAAAUGGGUGGAAAGAGAGAGAGAAAUGGACAGACAAAGAGAAAAUGAACAGACAGACAGAGAAAUGGACAGAUGGAGUGAGAAAUGGACAGAUGGAGAAAGAGAAAAAUGGACAGACGGAGAGAGAAAUGGACUAAUGGAGAGAGAGAAAUGGACAGACUGAGAGAGAGAGAAAUGGACAGAGAGAGAGAGAGAAAUGGACAGACCGAGAUUAACGGACAAAGAGAGAAACGGACAGACAUGUGUUCUGCAAUAAACUUAGCCACUCUGGUUAGAACCAGAGUGGGGGGAUGGGGUGGGCCCAAGACCCCAUCAUAAACAGCAGAAAUUAACUGACCUGAAUGGAUGAUCCAUUUCAAUUUCUGGAACAGCCCUUUGUUUAGUUACCGUUAUUAUUAUGUACAAAUGUUCUUUUAUCUCUUUGUUGCAUGUAAACAUAUACUUCUUGGUGUUUCAUAGGACAGACAAAUCUUGAUAGAUCACAGAUAGCCAGUUCGUCUUGGUAGACUAAGAAGUUGUGAGCCACCGGUGUUGCCAGGAUUUUAUAUUGGGGAGUGGGACACCCACAUUGGGGGAACCAGCAAAAUUGUCUAUAAGGCAUGUUAUGGGACGACAGGACAUUAUAUAAUUUAUAGCGAAUGAAUUAUCAUAUUUUCUCAAAAAGAGAAUAUACAUUGUACAUAUAUCAAAGAGCACUGCCAGUCAGCGAUAUGGCUGCUUUUACUCGGUAAAUAUUUCACACUGCUUAGCAGGCUUUUAUAGUGCAAGGCAAGUUCCGACUUGAACGUGGGGUCAUUCAGUGCUAAUGUUUGCUAGACAGUUUUUUUCACACUACACAUUAACCAUAGUUUGCAAACAUUUAGUUGAAAACAGCUGGCCGAUUGUAGGCCUGGGGCCUAAUUCACUAAACUUUGCCGAUCUCGCAGUGCAAUACUAAAAGCUUUGCAAAGAGGAUGCGUUGUUGUGUAACGGAGCCAAAGAGAGCUUUGUAAAUUAGGCCCCUGGUUGGUCGAAUACUGUCUUGCUAUGGCAAAAGGCAGUGAUCGUGUCAGGUAUAAAAUGAGUUAAUGUAUUGUUGUGGUAUUUUUCUCUAGAAAAGCCAGUUUGAUAACUGAAAUUGGACAUUACUCUGUAUUUUAGUGUUUAGAUAAUCAAUUUCUGUACAUCCAACGUGUUUCUGAUCAUCCUGGUGCUUGUAAUAUAUAUACCAUGAAAUGCAUUUUUAAAAUUUAAUUCUAAAAAUGCAUGCACCUCCAAGAAGUAACAGAUGCAGGGACUACAUGUGUAAUUGUAGUCUAUUUUUAGAGCAUUUCCUCAUUUUAACAUCACAGACUAAGUUCACUCUCUUGUAACUUUAUUCAGGGGUGUUACAGGUUUAUAGAUUAAACAAACUUAGUGUCCAUUUCCACGGGUUAAAAUUAGGGUCUGUAACUUGAAAAUAAGCAUCAAAAUAACAUAGCAAGAUACCCGAGAAAUUUCUUCCCGAAACACUGACCUUGAGAUGCAAAACUGAAACACUGACCUUGAGAUGCAAAACUGAAACACUGACCUUGAGAUGCAAAACUGAAACACUGACCUUGAGAUGCAAAACUGAAACACUGACCUUGUGAUACAAAAUCACCCAUCUGCUUAAUAAAAUCUUCACCUUGGCUCUGUUCCACGAAGCGAUCUUGGUCCUAAGAUCAAUUUAAGUGCAUAGGGUAGCUAUGCACUUACGGUAAUCUUAGGGCUAAGAUUGCUUCGUGGAACAGAGCCCAGAUGGAUAAAUUAAAGGCACAAAAUGUUAUUUUCUCAAUGGAUGAAGGAGCCGACGUAAGUCAACACCAGCUGUGCCCAUGACAGGCGUGCGCUACGACAGCUUGCUCUGAAUGUGCACGUUAAAACCUACGACACAACCUGACCUGACCUGACCUGAUUUUUUCAAAAUUGUAAAUUUACCACUCAAUACCUUUUGCCUUAGCAAGCCAUAAAACUGAACUCAUGGCCUUGAGAUCAACUUACAUGUAGAUAUAGCUAUUCUUCAGCUGAAUCUAUUACCUGUAAAAGUUAUCAGUUGGGGAGUUGUCGUUAUAUCAUCUGUUAUUCAUAUCCUGUUUUUAUUUCUCAUAAAUAUACGUGUACCUAUAUACACCAAUUGUUUGACACUUCUGUUACUUAUAUCCAUGCAAAACAAUAUUUGUUUUAAAUUUGUAUUUGUAUUUUUGAUAAAACCUUUGUUUCGUGGGGUUUUUUUAUUAUUAUUUUUUAAUUUGGAACCAUGUCAUUUUAAUCAGUUUUAUUCAAGCCAUGUUCCUUUGAUGUUACAAAUGUUUAAAAUAUAAUUCCAUAACUACAAUUGAGGACCCAGAACUUUUAGUUUUUUAACUUUGAGUAAAACUUUUUUUUAAUGGACCAAUUUCAUUUUAAUCACAUUUUAUUUGUGUUCCUUUAAAUCUUACAAAAAUUACAACAUAUUAUUCCAAAUAAACCACAAACAAGGACCUAGAACCUGACUUUUCUCCAGAUUUAGUCUUUCACCAUUAAAAACCACUAAUAUAACAUGUUAAGACAGUACAUUUGUAUGUUAAACAGGUAUGUAUUAUUAGAAGUCAUAUCAUUCUAAUGGUGCUUGAAUGUCUUGUGAUCUGUCAGUGGUUUAUGACUAAAACUACAUAUUAAAAACAUUUCUUGUUUAUAAUAUCAGUGUGUAUAAACUGUGCGUCUCUGGUCAUCCUAAUCUUUGUAGUUGUUCAAACUUCAUUUUAUUUCCUAAUACAGUCAAACCUGUCUAAACUGGACCCUGAACAAACCAAAAUCCUAUCAAAACCGACAGCUUCAUUGUCCUGAAUUUUCUAAUUUCUAAAACGCGACCCUCUAAACAUAAGGGCCCGUGCUUAUAAAACUUUUAGAGUCCGGACUCUAAUCACACGCAUGCUAUUUGUAUGGCGUUGUCAUGACAUUACUGUCUGAGAUAGUUUAGAGUCCGGACUCUAAUCUCUAAUGACGUCACGCGCAUGCUAUUUGUAUGGUGUUGUCAUGACAUUACUGUCUGAGAUACGUUUAGAGUCUGGACUCUAAUCUCUAAUGACAUCACGCGCAUGCUAUUUGUAUAGCGUUGUCGUGACAUUACUGUCUCAGAUACGUUUAGAGUCCAGACUCUAAUCUCUAAUGACGUCACGCGCAUGCUAUUUGUAUAGCGUUGUCGUGACAUUACUGUCUUAGAUACGUUUAGAGUCCGGACUCUAAUCUCUAAUGACGUCACGCGCAUGCUAUUUGUAUGGCGUUGUCGUGACAUUACUGUCUGAGAUACGUUUAGAGUCCGGACUCUAAUCUCUAAUGACGUCACGCGCAUGCUAUUUGUAUGGCGUUGUCGUGACAUUACUGUCUCAAAUACGUUUAGAGUCCGGACUCUAAUCUCUAAUGACGUCACGCGCAUGCUAUUUGUAUAGCGUUGUCGUGACAUUACUGUCUCAGAUACGUUUAGAGUCCGGACUCUAAUCUCUAAUGACGUCAAGCGCAUGCUAUUUGUAUAGCGUUGUCGUGACAUUACUGUCUGAGAUACGUUUAGAGUCCGGACUCUAAUCUCUAAUGACGUCACGCGCAUGCUAUUUGUAUAGCGUUGUCGUGACAUUACUGUCUGAGAUACGUUUAGAGUCCGGACUCUAAUCUCUAAUGACGUCACGCGCAUGCUAUUUGUAUAGCGUUGUCGUGACAUUACUGUCUGAGAUACGUUUAGAGUCCGGACUCUAAUCUCUAAUGACGUCACGCGCAUGCUAUUUAUAUAGCGUUGUCGUGACAUUACUGUCUGAGAUACGUUUAGAGUCCGGACUCUAAUCUCUAAUAGCUUUAUAAGCACCAGGCCAGCCAGAUCCAGUCUAAAUUGAAUAAAUUAAUAUUAGAUUCCUGGGAUGAUUCGGUUUAAACAGGUUUUACUGUAUAUAUUUUCCCGUAUAUACAAAAUUAUUUGGAGGCAAAAUCUAUUAGUCAGAAAUAUUGUUAACAACAGCAAGAAACUUUGGACAGUCUCUUUUAUGUUAUGUUGUGGAUUCUUAAGUGACAGUGAGAAUUACUGUUAAGUGUAAUAUGAACAUGGUCUUUUAAAAGCUUUUUAAGGUCAUUUUUUUAUAUUUAAAAAGAUCUGAAUAUUUUAUUCUUCUGCUCAAAGUGUUCACCUUUUGGUUGCUUUACAAUUGUUUUCCGUUUGUGUUGUCAAAUUAAGAACAUUUCCUAGUUGGAAAUCCUCGGAUGUGUUCGUGACCUGACUGUGUAAGGCAAUACAAAAUCAAGAAUGAUACACCAGAACAUGUGAUAAAAAAUCUGUAACAUAUUGCAGAUAGUUGCAGACCAUUGACAAUUUUACUGAGAUCAUACAUGUAGUUACAUGUGAUCUCAAGUUCAUGUGCAAAAUUGUUUGCAGAAAGCAUUAAUGGAGGGUUCAGUUAUUGUAUAAAGUAAUAUCUGCAGUGAUAUCUACAUUGUACAUCUGAUCUGUGGUAUUUACAGAUAUUUUCAAAACCAGACUUUAUAUAGUACCCUCCGACCUUGAAUCUGUUGAUGUGUUGGUCUACAUAGAUGGGAUGUCAUUGUUGGAUCAAGCCUUACGAACAUGUCCGAGGUUUUCCCCCCAAUUAGAAAUCUCUGUAAAACAUGUUUUUCAUGCUUACUGAAAAUAAUUAAAUGCUUUGUAAAAUAUGAA
This is a messenger RNA of Gigantopelta aegis, 11598 nucleotides long. Its product is annotated as coronin-2B-like. Gene Ontology annotation, biological process: actin filament organization. The record is from RefSeq and is a predicted model, not a curated record. NCBI's taxonomy places the organism in Eukaryota, Metazoa, Mollusca, Gastropoda, Neomphalida, Peltospiridae. The transcript has 18 exons. Gene Ontology annotation, molecular function: actin filament binding. Bases 133 to 2403 code for a protein of 756 amino acids.